This is a messenger RNA of Vombatus ursinus (common wombat), 5947 nucleotides long. It is a transcript of the gene SFMBT2, whose product is annotated as Scm like with four mbt domains 2. The transcript is spliced from 21 exons. The coding region runs from base 192 to 2876 and encodes 894 amino acids. Gene Ontology annotation, biological process: regulation of DNA-templated transcription. The record is from RefSeq and is a predicted model, not a curated record. Gene Ontology annotation, cellular component: nucleus. Gene Ontology annotation, molecular function: transcription corepressor activity; histone binding. Lineage: Eukaryota; Metazoa; Chordata; Mammalia; Diprotodontia; Vombatidae.
GAGAGAGAGAGAGAGAAGGGAGAGCGAGAGAGAAGGGGAGAGGGAGAGAGACACACACACACAGAUCGCCUUUUCACAACUGAGCUGAGGGGGGCUUUGCCUUUUUAGAGACUGGGAAAAAAAAAACAAAACUUCAUCCAGGAAACUCUUUCUGCAGAAUGAAAUAGGGAGCAGAAGAUAGUUUUCCUUGAAUGGAGAGCAGUGUGUCUUUGGUUUCCAACAUGCAAGAGACUUCACAUUUGUCAUUGGAGAAAUGUAACAGUCCAGCUAAUGGUAACAAUGAAUAUGAUUCAGAUGAAGGUUCGAGCAUGGAAGAUCCUGACUUUAAUUGGGGUGAAUAUUUGGAAGAAACAGGUGCAGUUGCUGCCCCUCAUACAUCAUUCAAACAUGUGGAAAUCAGCCUUCAGAGCAGCUUCCAGCCUGGGAUGAAGCUAGAAGUAGCUAACAAGAACAAUCCAGACACAUAUUGGGUGGCUACCAUCAUAACCACAUGUGGACAGCUCCUGCUGCUGCGUUACUGUGGCUACGGAGAGGAUCGAAAGGCCGAUUUCUGGUGUGAUGUGAUGACGGCUGAUCUUCAUCCAGUGGGAUGGUGUACUCAGAACAACAAGGUGUUGAUGCCACCAGAUGCCAUCAAAGAGAAGUACACAGACUGGACGGAUUUUCUUAUACAUGAUUUGACUGGCUCUCGAACGGCACCCGCCAAUUUACUGGAAGGUCCUCUGCGAGGGAAAAACCCUGUAGACCUCAUUACAGUUGAUUCCUUAAUAGAACUUCAGGAUUCUCAGAACCCCUUUCAGUACUGGAUAGUUAGUGUGAUUGAAAAUGUUGGAGGAAGAUUACGCCUUCGCUAUGUGGGAUUGGAGGAGACUGAAUCCUAUGACCAGUGGUUGUUUUACUUGGAUUACAGACUUCGACCAGUCGGUUGGUGUCAAGAGAAUAAAUACAGAAUGGACCCACCUUCAGAAAUCUAUUCUUUGAAGACAACAUCUGAAUGGAAAUGUGCUCUGGAAAAAUCUCUUAAUGAUGCUGCAAAAUUUCCUCUUCCAAUGGAAGUGUUCAAGGAUCAUGCGGAUGUACGAAGCCAUUUCUUCACAGUUGGUAUGAAACUGGAGGCAGUGGAUAUGAGUGAGCCCUUUAAAAUCUGUCCUGCAUCAGUGACUAAGGUUUUUAACAAUCAUUAUUUGCAAGUGACUAUUGAUGACUUGAGACCAGAAGCUAAACAAAUCUCAAUGCUGUGCCAUGCAGAUUCUUUAGGGAUUUUACCUGUACAGUGGUGCCUUAAAAAUGGAGUCAACCUCACACCACCCAAGGGUUAUACUGGCCAGGACUUCGACUGGGCAGAUUAUCAGAAACAACACGGCGCUGAGGCCGCGCCUCAUUUCUGUUUCAGAAAUACAUCAUUCAGCCGUGGCUUUACAAAGAACAUGAAGCUUGAAGUUGUAAACCCCAGGAACCCGGGGGAACUCUGUGUGGCCUCUAUCAUCAGUGUGAAGGGAAGGUUGAUGUGGCUUCACCUGGAAGGCUUGCAAGCUCCUGUUCCAGAGUACAUUGUGGAUGUAGAGUCUAUGGACAUCUUCCCAGUUGGCUGGUGUGAAGCAAAUGCUUAUCCCUUAACUCCACCACAUAAAACAGUUUUACAAAAGAAGAGAAAGAUUGCGGUCGUGCAGCCAGAAAAACAAUUGCCAUCCACAGUGCCUGUUGAGAAAAUACCUCAUGACCUUUGUUCGUUUCCUCAGCCAGACACAACAGGUACUGUCAAUGGGAAAUACUGCUGCCCUCAGCUUUUCAUCAACCACCGGUGUUUCUCAGGCCCCUACCUGAACAAAGGAAGAAUCGCAGAGCUACCUCAAUCUGUCGGACCUGGCAAAUGCGUGCUGGUUCUUAAAGAGGUUCUUAGCAUGGUAAUUAAUGCAGCUUACAAGCCAGGAAGGGUAUUGAGGGAGCUACAGCUUGUGGAAGACCCACAAUGGAAUUUCCAGGAGGAGACCCUGAAAGCAAAGUACAGAGGCAAAACAUACAGGGCAGUUGUCAAGAUUGUACGAACAUCUGACCAAGUAGCAGAUUUCUGCAAGAGGGUUUGUGCCAAGCUGGAAUGCUGUCCAAAUCUGUUUAGUCCUGUUCUGGUUACUGAAAUCUGCCCAGAAAACUGUUCCAUCCACACCAAAACUAAAUACACUUAUUAUUAUGGAAAGAGAAGGAAGAUUGUCAAACCCCCAAUUGGAGAAAACAAUGCCGAUAUUGGUCCCCCUAAGCCAACGAGGCGGAGGAAACGACGGAAAUCCAUUUUCGUGCAGAAGAAAAGGCGAGCCUCCACAGUAGACUUUGCAGCAGGAUCGGCAGAGGAAAGUGAAGAAGAGGAUGCAGAUGCCAUGGAAGAGGACACGGGGAGUGAGGAAACCAGCUCAGAGCUUCGCGAUGACCAGACCGACACUUCCUCCGCCGACGUCCCCUCUGCCCGUCCCCGGCGAGCCGUCACGUUACGGAGCAGCACAGAAUCGGAUCGACCCCCUCCCGUGGAAAGAGCCAGGAGAAGCCGUAAAGCACAGACGUUCUCCUGUGCCGAAGGAGAUAAGUGCACCCAAGUCAAACAGGAGAGGACAGAGGAAGUAAAACACGAAGAGGAGGAGAAACUUGUUCUGGAGAGUAACCCAUUAGAAUGGACGGUGACAGAUGUUGUGAGGUUUAUUAAACUGACAGAUUGUGCUCCCUUGGCCAAAAUAUUUCAGGAACAGGAUAUUGAUGGUCAAGCACUUCUACUAUUGACACUUCCCACAGUGCAGGAGUGCAUGGAGCUGAAACUGGGGCCUGCCAUCAAGCUUUGCCAUCAGAUUGAAAGAGUUAAAGUUGCAUUCUAUGCACAAUAUGCCAAUUAACUUCAGCCCUUCCCCAUCAUGGAGGAUUCCUGCAUGGGGGACGGGCCAUUUGGGGACAAGUUUUCUUCCGCCUGCAGACAUUUGAAAUUGAAGCACUAAAAAAUCUCAGUGUGAAAAAGACCCAAACUCCUCAACCAAUCUCUGACCCCCUUCCCUGCAUUUAUUUAAUAUGUCUCUGUUUUUAAAGCACACUGAAAUAUCACAGCAACUGCUUUCUGAGAGCAUAACUUGCUGUUUUCUAUUGUGGCAUCCAUUGAUAUAGCAAAAGCUUAGGGAACCUUGCUCACCCUUUUCCCACUAAAUCCACAGCACCUUCUGAUUGACGUUUUCUACACCUUUCAAGAGAAAGGUUAGGAGUCAGUGGUGUGUUUUUCUGCAGUUAUGUGGGAUGCCUACCAGGCAAUUAAAAAAAACUACAAAUAAGCCUCAAGCAAAUUUGUCCACACUUCUUUCAUAUUGAAAUGUGUGUGAUCACAUUUUCAAGUGACUUUUACCAUUGCAAUUUGAUCCUAGUGAUCAACACAUUUCUGUCACAUUUAUGACAUGAGUGUUGAUAUAUAUUAAAACAGGAUGUGAUUAUGAGAAAAACCAACUAAUCCUCUAGUUUUGUCAGCACUCUUAGAAAAAGUGUGAGCACAGGAAAGGAGAGCAGAAUCUAGAAAAAAUCUGCAGAGACAUAUAGUGUCCACAACUCUUAAUGAAACAAAGCUUUGUCCCUUUAAUUUGUCUGUAACCAGAUCAGGAAAGAUCAGGAAGGGGGUUCUUAUAAUUUCUUUAAGAAGUUGAACUACAGGACAACAUGUUGAAAGGAAUUACUUAAGCAUCCCAAAAUAAGGAAAUGGAACGUUUCAGAUGAGGUGGUAUUUGAGACUUCUACCACAAACAACCUGAAAUUCAUUGGGGUGGAGUUCCACAGUGUGUCACCUAUCAGCUUGGCAUGGCUUUGUUUUGGUUAAGUAGCCCAGAUUUCACAGAUCACUUCAACACAAUGAGUGGGAGACGUAACAAUGAUUACUGUGAACUAAAAGCCCUCUGCUUUCUAUUCACUUGCUCUCCAUUCUCUUAAUGGCAUUAUCUGGGUAGACAAAACUGGACCCGAUAACCCAUCACCCAGUAACACUGUAGCCACAGCUCCAUCCAGAUCCCCAACCUGACCAACUUGGAACAUUUUGCAGAUAUAUAGAAUUAAAGAAGUAGACCACCUGUGUAGACCUCUGUGUGGCUCCAGGAUAAGAGUGCUCUUGGACCAAAAGAAUCAUCCAUGAGAUCCAAUCAAUAACUCAAGCAUUCAUCAAGACAUGGAAGUUUCUUAAAGAAUUAUGACCCAUUGUGAUUUUAAUCCACUGAUUUUUUAGAAAAAUAUUUGAAAUUAGUGACAAGUCUUAAAUUAUUCAAAAACUGAGCUCCACAACAGUGGCUUCACAUCUUCAGUAACUGCCUUAACUAUUUUGAUCUUUCCCCACCCAAAAUUUGGUCUCGGAACUGGCAGUGUAGUGUAUAUAACUGUGAUCUGGGCUCACUCCUGUAGCCGCCAUGGGAAUAUUUCAUUGGUUAAACUUUCUCUGGCAAGUCAGAUUAGCAAUGUUGGCCUUUGUUCAGCAUUUUGGGACUGGCAUAGACAAAAGUGAGAAGUUACAUGUAUAUCUUCUGCUAUUGAGAUGUGUUUGUCUGAGCCUAAAGCUAGUGUUUACAGCCAUGUUACAAAUUUUCAAUGAGUGAACUUUUGUGUAGAGAACCCUGGUGGAGCAUCAUUUAGAACAAUGCUUGUUGACAUCAUAAUGCUAGAAAAAUGCCUUGUAAUGCAUCGUUGGUUUUGUAGUAGAGUUUUACUGAAUUCUUCAAGUUAGUUUUGAUCUCCCUUUGGGUCUCCUAGCCCUGUGUCCUCCGCUUCCUUGGCUCAAAAUACUGUAUCAUGAAGUUAAACAUUGCUGAGAGAGGUCAAAAAUUCUGGCCUUUUCUCUGUGCAGAUUUCUUUGUGAUCUUUUCUCUGUGGCCUUUUCUAACCAUGCCAUUUUUGUUUCAUUUAAACUGAUAUGAUGGAAUGAGCCAACUGCACUACAGCAUUUUAGUAUCAAUAUCAACUUCUCUUGCCCUUUCCAGGAAGUGGAAAGGGAUUGGAGAGGGAAGGGCAAGACAUCACCAUGACCAAUGGGUGUGUUAGUGAAGCCCAUAAAUCAAAGCUGGGAUGGUCUCUAACUGGAUGCUCAGCCUUGGCUUGGUUUCAUGGAACUACAUGCCAGGGAUUUUCUUUAUCCUUAUGACUUACUUUCUCCCCGUAUUCUCUUUAUCAGACGACAAGAGAAGAAUGGGGUGAACGUAUUGUUGACUCAACCUUUGUAUGCAUAUAGGAGGAGGAAGUGGACCCAAUCUCAGAGUCAAGUCCAUGAUUGGUUUAAUUAGAGUAUCUUCCAUUUUGACCAUCCUCACAGCCUUUGGGAAAAGCAACUCAUUUUAGAACCACAAGGUUCAAAUCAAAUAAGGAGGAUUUUUGCAGGUUUCUUCCCUUUAGUUUGGGAUACUACUGUAUAACAUUGUCCCCCUUCUCAAUGAAGUUGCUAAUAUCUGCCAGAACUUUUGGUUCUUAAGUUUAAUGUGUACACUCUAAUUUCCCCAAAUUAUAACACAGCUACCAUGACUCCACCCAAAAAAAAAUCCUACACAUACAUCUUUAGAUAAAUGGUUUUUCCCCAUUUCUAUUAAAUUGAUAAAAGUUUCUGAAGACCAGUUAAUUUUUUCCUCUCUACUAAUGCUAAUUAGAAGGACAGUGAAACUCUUGAGUCCACCAUCAUUACCAUUCUGGCCCUUUCCCAAACUUCUAACUGCAGUCUCUUUUUGCCCCUCUCAAGCUAAUAGGUAUGAUCUUAUUUUAUUCAACUACUCUCCAAAGAGUACUUUCUCUUAGUUCCUCCACACUAUACUUUUGAGGCCAGAUUCCCCCCAAUACUUUGGUCCAAUGUACAUUACACAACUCGCUGCCCUUAAAACCUGACUUAAUUUCCCUCCUGUUCCAUACAGACACAGUUUGUGCAAUUUGGCAAACCAAAAAAAAAAAAAAAAAGUCAUCGAUUGUU